AUGCCAAUACUUGAUAACAAGACGUACCGGAAACAGCUUCGCGCAUGGAUUGGUGACCCGGCCUUGACCUUUGACCUCCUGUACAGCGCCUCCAGAGACGGCUGCACUGGUCAGGCUUUCCAUGAGAAGUACAACAACCAGGGUCCGACUGUUUCUAUUGGUCAAAACAGUGCUGGUUACGUCAUAGGGGGAUCCACAAGCAUUGCCUGGUCAUCAUGCAGAAAUUAUGUUAAUGAUGACCGUGCAUUUUUGUUCCAACUCAUCCCAAACAUGGUAAAGUUUGCUCGCAAUGGAAACGGGAAUGAUGUUUAUGACAACGGCACAUAUGGCCCCACGUUUGGAGGUGAUUUAAACUAUAAUCAGACGACUUUUGAUACUGUUGACAGUUAUGGUUAUGGGCUAGAUGUGGAAGAGGUAUGCAGUGUGUCUGAGCCCUGUGGAAACAAUCUGUUGUUCUUUUCCAAUUCAUACAAUAAAUCUGGCGGUUAUUUCAACACAAAUGGCUGCAGUUACAUCGGUACUAAUUAUGACGCCAAUGGUUUCAACACCCAAACAUUUACUGGAAACAGCGACUCCUAUCUCGAUAUUGAAGUGUACGCUGUUAAACAGGGACAUCUGGAAGAUGAAUUGUAUGAGAAAGAUAAGCCAUGGCGCAAAACUGAGAUUAACGACUGGAGUAAUAAGACUAGAGACAAACUUUUUGAUGAGUUGGUGUCAUUCUCCACUCCAAGCCAGGCCAAAGUCCCCGCCGCACGGCUUCUCCUGGUGGGCAGUGUGGGGGCGGGGAAAUCCAGCUUCUUUAACACUGUGCGCUCUGUGUGGAAAGGCAAAGUCCACAGCCAGGUGGCGACCGGGACGGCACCCCAUAGCCUCACAACCAAGUUUCGUGUGUAUGAGAUCCGCGGAGGCCACCAGACGCCGGCGUUCCGCCUGUGUGACACCAUGGGUCUGGAAGAGGACCAGGGACUAGAUGUGGGGGACAUGGCCUAUCUGCUGGAUGGUCACGUGCCGGACCAUUUCCAGUUUAACCCAGCUGUGCGUAUCACACGUAAAUCUCCUGGUUUUGUGAAGGACCCUGGUUUGGCUGAAGUCAUUCACUGCGUAGCACUAGUCAUAGAUGGCAGCACAUACAAGGUCAUACCUCCCAAGGUCAAGGACAAAUUGCUGGGCAUUCAAACUCUGGCACGUGACAGAGAUAUCCCCGUCCACGUGGUCCUGACCAAGGUGGACAAAGUAUGCGAAGACGUAGCCGAAGACCCAUCUGUGGUAUUUCACAGUCGUGUCAUUGAAAAGAAAGUGAAAGAAAUCAGUGAUACAUUCGGUAUACAGAGUAAUCACAUCCAUCCCGUGAAGAACUACGAGUCCGAGACCUCCAUUGACCCCAGAGUGGACAUCCUGACACUGAACGCCCUCCGACAGAUGACCGGAAGUGCCGAGGACUACAUUGAGGAUCAACUAGACCACAUGGAGGAGACCGACACCCAAAUGUCUAAGAUGAAUAUCAAAAGAUAA
Lingula anatina is the source of this 1512-nucleotide messenger RNA. RefSeq lists its product as uncharacterized. NCBI's taxonomy places the organism in Eukaryota, Metazoa, Brachiopoda, Lingulata, Lingulida, Lingulidae. The record is from RefSeq and is a predicted model, not a curated record.